AUGAGGAAGGACGAGCAAAGUUGUGACACGCCGGAAUUAACUACACAAUAUGGGCUGAAGACGAAGAAGAUGAAGAAAACGAAGAAGAGGAAGGCCAAGCAGGCCGAACAUGGCCUAUACGACAGUAGAAAUGAGAAAGACGCAUGUGGAGUGGGAGUCGUGGCAGAUAUCAAUGGAAAGAGUUCGAGGAGUGUUAUCCAAAAGGCAAUGCAAAUACUACUUCGGCUGAGUCAUAGAGGAGGAGUUCAAUCGAAUAACGGAGAUGGAGCGGGGAUUCUAGUGGGUAUACCACAUGAUUACUUUCAAAUGUUAAGUGACACAUGUCAGUUGCCAUUUUUGCUGCCAGAAAAAGGAGACUACGCAGUUGCACAAAUAUUCUUGCCACAUAAUGAAGAGAGGAGGUUAUUUUUGUAUCAUGAAAUUGAAAAGGAAGUGUACAACAAUGGACUUGUAGUGCUGGGUUGGAGGUCGCCAAUCCCAGUUCGCAGUGAUGUAAUUAGUGCAUCUGUGAAGAAGAGUGAACCGUUCAUAGCGCAAAUGUUUGUAUGUAAAAGGUCGGUAUUUAAAAAUUACGACGAUUUUAAUAUUUACCCAUUUUCAGACAUAGAUUUUACAGAUGAUAGCCACUUGAAUUUGAGUAGCUUGCCAGACGACAUAGAACUGCUAGCCUUUUUUAUAAGAAAAAAAUUGGUCAGACAUAAUGACAUGUAUUUCUGUAGUUUCUCUUCCAGGACGAUUGUCUACAAGGGACUGUUAACCCCUUCUCAGAUAUAUCUCUACUUUGAGGAUUUACUAAGUGAGCAAUUUACCACCUACCUGGCAAUGGUUCACGUGAGAUUCUCGACGAAUACUUCCCCCACGUGGUAUGCAGCACAUCCAUUCAGAAGAAUAUGUCACAAUGGAGAAAUCAACACCAUUAGUGUGAACUCAAUUUUAUUUCAAGAGAGAAUGGAGCUGUCGAAAGCGCCCAAUUCGUUUAAGUCAGUGUCGAUAAAAGAUUUAAGACCCAUAAAUGAGGAGAAUUAUAUUAUAUACGAUAACGAUGAUGAGAUUAUUGAAAAGAAAGACACCUUUGAAGAUAUCAUGUUGACAAAAAAUAGACUAAAGAAAAAAUCCAGGAGGAGGUUACUUCUCCGGUUGAAGAGAGACUUUACCUACAACAGUUCCGCUAUCCAUUACAAAAUAAAAAGAGAAUAUAUGAAUUCGGACAUUAAUAGCAAUUCUGAAUUUUUAAGCAAUGUGAAUGAGCCGUCUGGGAGUUCGUCGGACGAUUCGGAAGACCUCUCAGGGAAGGAUGAUAAUGCUACCACUGCUAGACGGAUAAAGGAGAAGAAUGCCAUUUCGCACAUUUGCAGGAGUGAGAAAAACUUUGGUCACUCGGUAAAGACGCAGCUGAAACAUGGGGAGUCUCGAAAAACUAAGGGCGCUAUUAGCUACCCUUCUGAUUCAUCCUUGUUUGAUAAUGCCAUCGAUUUUCUGACCAUGGCGGGAAGAGAAAUAGAGCACGCAAUUAUGAUGCUGAUGCCAAGGGCAUAUCAAAAGGAUCCAAAUAUAACUCCACUGGAAAAGGCCUUUUACGAAUAUCACACAUGUAUGAUGGAGCCGUGGGAUGGACCUGCAUUAAUUAUCUUCACGGAUGGAAAUAAAGUAGGCGCUUCGUUGGAUCGAAAUGGAUUAAGACCCGCUAGGUACAGCAUCACAACUGAUGGGUUAUUCGUUCUGUCCAGCGAAACGGGGGUCGUCGAUUUGGCUUAUGAUAAGAUUACCCAUAAGGGAUGCGUAUAUCCUGGGAAAGUAGUCCUCAUCGAUUUUAAGGAAAAAAAAUUCCUAAGACAUGAAGAGGUGUUAAGCAAAUUUUUGAAAGAGAAGCCUUACAAAAAAUGGCUAGAUCAUUAUUCCAUCCACUUGGACAAUAUUAUAAAACCGGCUUCCAACAUGGAAAACAUACGAAUGAAUGCUUAUAAGUAUGGAGCUAUAUUGAAUAAGGAGAGUUCCUAUGGGAGUAAGGAUGCCGAAGAGGUUGACGACAUGGAUGACCCUAACGAUGAGGCGUUAAUUAAAAAGUUAAAAGCCUUUGGUUAUACAUAUGACGCGUUUAAUAUGAUAAUUUCCCCCAUGGUAAAGCAUGCCGCUGAUGGGCUUGGCGCAAUGGGAAAUGACACCGCCUUUCCCUUUUUAAGUUACUUACGGAGGAAUCUUCUCUAUUACUUCCAGCAAACCUUCGCACAAGUGACCAACCCGGCCAUCGAUCCGAUUAGGGAGGAAAAUAUCAUGUCUCUUAUGAGCACCUUGGGAAAGGAAGGAGACAUCCUCCAUUCCAACUAUACGAAUUGUCAACGUAUAUUUAUUAAUGGUCCCAUUCUGAAUGAUGCACUUUACAACUUGCUGCUCCAGUUGCCAGAUUUCCCACAUGUCAUAAUAGAUAUGACAGUAGAUCUGAAUAAACUGGAAGCGCUCAUGGCGGGUGAAUCGACUGACGAACUCAAAUUUGAUGUGGUCAAAAGUGUGUCUUCCCCAAAGAGGAGUUACCACGCGGAUUGCAAUAUCAGCUACACGUUCAAGCUGGACGAGUAUAAAAGCAAGCAUAGCAAAGAAGAUAUGAAUAAAACGAAAAUAAAAAAUAAUAUCAUAUCCAAGUAUUUAAUUAAAUUUAUCGAUAGCGUUAAUACGAAUGUGGAAAAUGCUGUUAGGAGGGGUAGCCAGCUGAUUAUUCUCUCACACGGUAACAUAAACGAAAAGAGAGUGCCCAUAUUUUCCAUCCUAAUUGUUGGUGCGUUACAUAAAUAUCUGUUAAGUAAAAAUCUAAGAACCAAGUGCUCUCUCAUAGUUAAAGCUGGGGAUUGCUUCGAAAUUCACCACUUAGCAGUGCUCCUCUCAUUUGGCGCUGAUUGUAUAUACCCCUUCAUCUUGUACGAAAGUUUGCGCUUCAUAAAAUAUGGAGAUAAUGAGGCCAGACUUAGUAACCAGCAAAUGAUAAGUAACUACCGUCAUGCAGCAAAUUAUGGUAUCCUAAAAAUUAUGUCGAAAAAUGGUAUUUCUACUCUCCCUAGUUAUAAGGGAUGUGGGCUGAUGCAGCCAUUGGGGAUAUCAGACGAAAUUCUAAAAAAAUGCUUCAUCAAUGUAUGCGACUCCAUUAUCGGGGGGGUAACAUUUGAAUUUGUGGAGAAGGAAAUUUUAAAGAUGUUUUACAACGCCUACCCGAAGAGGAUAAUAACCCUGAACGUUAAGGACGCUACGGAGGAGCUCGACGACUAUGGGGAGUACCACUUUAGGAGCAUAGGAAAUACACAAAUACACAUGAACCAUCCAGAGACGAUUAGUUUACUGCAAAAGGCAACUCGCACAGGCAGCACAGCUACGUAUAAAAAGUACGCAGAACUGCAGAACGAACUGAUAAACCAUUGUGAGAUUAGAGGACAGUUAGAAAUAAAUUAUAAAAAAUGCCCCUCGUAUAAUAAGAAGAAGAAAAAAAAUGAACCCAUAAAUAUUCAGCUAGUAGAAUCUGUGAACAAAAUUUUACUCAGAUUUUGCACCGGCGCUAUGUCUUUUGGGUCUCUCUCGGAGGAAGCACACACCACGGUUGCCACGGCUAUGAAUAACAUGGGGUUGAAAUCGAAUACAGGUGAAGGAGGGGAAGCAGAAGAUCGCAUUAGGAGGGAGCCUACCGAAGGGAAUGGGCCUAACGAACCCAACACCAACUCAGCGGUUAAACAAAUCGCAUCCGCCCGGUUCGGUGUCACGGCGUACAGUUUGGUAAACGCUCAGGAACUACAGAUAAAAGUAGCACAGGGAUCCAAACCUGGAGAAGGGGGAGAAUUACCAGGAUACAAAGUGAGUGCAAAAAUUGCCUCUGUUCGUAGAAGCACACCAGGUGUUGGGCUAAUUUCACCACCACCACACCAUGAUAUGUAUUCCAUUGAAGAUGUGGGUCAGUUAGUCUAUGACUUAAAGAAUAUAAACAAGGAAGCUAAGAUUUCUGUGAAACUAGUGUCGAAGCUAGGAAUAGGUGUUAUCACUUCAGGAGUUGUGAAAGGAAAUUGCGAACAGAUUCUGAUCAGUGGAAUGUCUGGUGGCACGGGGGCAUCCAAGUGGACUUCCAUUAAACAUGCGGGUCUUCCAUGGGAAAUCGGACUAGCAGAGGCGCACCAAACUUUGUGCAAAUCCAAGUUGAGAAAAAGAGUUAUCUUACAAAUUGAUGGACAACUAAAAACAGGGAGAGAUGUCAUCUUAGGUGCACUACUCGGUGCAGAAUCUUUUAGCUUCUCGACCCAACCGUUAAUUGCUUUAGGGUGCAUUAUGAUGAGGAAAUGCCACCUGAAUAUCUGCCCUGUUGGCAUAUGUACACAAGACCCAGAGUUGAGAAAAAAAUUCGAAGGCAAACCAGAAUAUAUAAUAAACUUUUUUUUCAUGCUAGCAGAAGAGGUCAGGGAGUACUUGGCCAGCAUGGGGUUCAGGAAGUUUUCCCAAAUUAUCGGAAGGUCCGAUUUGCUCAAAAAGAAGGACCACUUAAAAUAUGACGAGAAGAGGAAGCUGCUGGACUUCUCCAAGUUGCUCUUCCCAGGGUGGAAAUAUUAUGCAGAAGAGGAAAUGAAAGAUGUUGUGAAGAAAAGAUACAACAAAAAUGCCAACGAGAAGAAGAGGCAAGUUGGUGGAAGUUCCCUCUACUCUGGUUCGACCUACAAAGCAGGAGGGUCGCUCUCCCCGGGGGUGAACAACGCGUUAGACAAAAUGAGAAGGAAGCAGGUACUCAUAAACGAAAAUUACAACACGGUGCAGAAGUACGAUGUGGUGAAGAGGGCAGACGAGGGUGGAGAACACACGGACGGACUGAAUCAUGCGGGGGAGACGUGCUCCUCUGUGGGGGAAUACGAUGAGGAGGCGGCAGCGGAUGAUGCGGAAGAUGAGAAGGAGGACAGGGAGGAUGACGACGAUAACGAGGAAGAAGAUGACGAAGAUGAUGAGGACGAUGAUGGAGAGGAAGAACGUGACAGCAGCGAUGGCGAAGUAGAAACGAACCCGAAUGACCCCGAUGAGGUGCGUGUUUCGAACGAAGUGAACGGCUCCGUCCACCCACGCAGCGUGCAGACCGGCCAAGGCAAAAGGGAAAAACCGAAGAGGAGACAAAAACCGCUGUGCGAAGAAGAUGACUUGAACCUGGAAUAUUCCAAAGGUGAACGUAUCAAACAUAACUUAGCGAUAAACAGAAGGAGUGCAAAGAACGCUAUGGUGUGCACCACCAAGAUGAUGAGAAAAAAAAUGAACGAGAAAAAAAUGCAUUCGAAGAAGAAGGAACCCAAACCGAUGGCAAUCUUCUGUUGCGAAACGCAGAACCAUAAAUUGUCUGAUAUUAUUGAUAGAGAACUUAUAAGAAGGUCGAAAAUAGCUUUGCUGAAUUGUACACCUGUGAAUAUAAAGAUGCCUAUAAAGAAUACGGACCGAGCAGUGGGAGCCAUGUUAAGUUACCAUAUCAUUCAGAAAUAUGGGGAACCAGGAUUACCCAUGGAUACUAUAAAGGUGAAAUUUAGAGGAACAGGAGGAUUAUCCUUUGGAGUAUUCUUAACAAGCGGUGUGAACUUUGAGCUGGAAGGAGAUGCAAACGAUUUUGUGGGGAAGGGUCUAUCUGGUGGAAUUAUAUCUGUGCAUUUUCCCAAAACGUCGUUAUUCAUAAAUGAGUGUCAGAAGAACAUGAUUGCAGGAAAUUCUGUUCUUUAUGGUGCCACAAAAGGAAGAGCUUUUUUCGCGGGAAGAGCUGGGGAAAGAUUUGCAGUUCGUAAUUCUGGGGCUAUUGCAGUUGUGGAAGGAGUCGGGUGUCACGGGUGUGAGUACAUGACAAAGGGGAUAGUAGUUGUGUUGGGUGAAAUUGGAUGUAACUUUGCUGCAGGAAUGAGUGGCGGAAUUGCAUACGUCUUAGACAUUAACAGAAAAAACGUAAACCAUCAAAUGGUAGAUUUGAAGGUAUGCAAAACGAUGGAUGAAAAAAUGACUCUAGAAAAACUACUACAUGAGCAUUACGAAAGGACCAAUUCGUAUACAGCUAAGGUUUUGCUGCAAGAUUUUGACGCGAAUCUUCACAGGUUUACGAAAAUUAUUCCAAGAGAUAUUAAACGAGUGCUAACUGAAGCGUGUAUCGAAUUUGUGAAGACAGGGAAUGAAGAAGCCGCAGCGAUUUUAGACGAUUGGGCGUCUUUGUUGAAAAAUGUCGACCAGCCAGAAAACAUGUAUAAGAAGGCUAUGCAAUUUUUUACCACCAUUUCGGAUGACAUUUCUGGAUUGCCCAAAACGCUAGCACUGAGAAAUGUGGAUGGACUGAUCAUAUAUGAUAUUUUGCAAGACAGUCAUAGUAGGAAAUUAUUAACAGUGAAAAAUUAUACGCCCGAAUUGAAUUCCACACAGGGGAGUGAACAAUUGCAAGGACAGGUGAAGAAGAAAAAAAUUUUUGACUUUGAAGGGUUUAUUCAUAAUUUAGAACUUUGUAGAAAAAAUAACCGAAAGUGGAGGAGGUUCACAGAAAUCCCAUUUAAGUGUAGCGCCUUUGCGGAAUUUAAAAAUAUUUUCCCAAAAAAGCUAGAUGAAAAGUCAAAGGAAAUGAUAAAAAAGUAUAUCCUAAAUGAGAAGUACCUGCUGGAUCUUCACCUAAAAUCCCUAAAUUCGAAUUCCUUUAUUGACAGCCUGAUUGAUAGGGAGGAGGGAGACGACUACAUGAACAUGAGUCAGCAACAGAUGAGCCCCAAUGUGUUCUCUUUGAAAAGUUUUCUCUACGCAAGUGAGAAGAGUGAGGGAAGUGUUAAGGAUAACCAGCCUGCCGUCCGAUCUUCCGACGGCGGGGGAUUUAGGGGCACUUCUACCACUUCGGCACGCAGCAUCGCUGGGGCGUCCAUCUCAUCGGUGGAUCCAUCUGACGGAAAACCUGACUCCACCACCACGUCGAUAACCGCCCCACUGAAUGGGUCUAUCCCUGGGAUUACUUCCGGACCGAUUGCCGACCCCAUCACUACAGCAUGCACCACCCCAUGUGCCAAUGCUGCUUCCCCCCCGGUAACCAAACCGAGCAUCACAAACACGCAAGGAAGUAGUUACGAAGUGGAAGCCACAGAGUCGGUAAUGCCUGGAAUGAGCCAAGCCAAACCCUUUCUCGCGGUAAACCCGAAUAAAGUCACCGGGUUUAAGGAGUACGAACGGUUAUCCCACCCGCUAAAGGAUAUUAGCAGUAGGGUGUUGGACUAUUCGGAGAUCAUCGUGCCAAUUAAUGCAAAAAGUAAACUCCACAACCAGUUGCUAAAGACACAGGCAUCUAGAUGCGUAGACUGUGGAACCCCAACUUGUCAUUAUCCAAACUCCAGCGGAGGAGGGUGUCCUUUAGGCAACAGAAUAUUUGACUGGAAUAAUUUAAUAUACGAAAAUGAGUGGAAAAAAGCUCUGGAAAGAUUGCUAGAUACAAAUAAUUUUCCAGAAAUCACGGGGCGAGUUUGUCCAGCUCCUUGUGAAGAUGCUUGCGUUUUAAGCAUUAAUGAGAAACCAGUAUCGAUUAAAUUUAUUGAGUUAUCCAUUAUCGAAUGUGGAUUUUUAAAAAAGUGGAUUCAGCCAAUCAUUCCGCAUACCAGGACGGGGAAAAAAGUUGCCAUCGUAGGUUCAGGUCCCGCAGGACUAACAGCAGCUCAGCAGUUGAAUAAAGCAGGACAUGAAGUAACAAUCUUCGAGAAGGACGAAUAUUUUGGAGGCUUACUAAUGAACGGAAUACCAAACGUUCGACUGGAUAAAAAAAUUGUAGAGAGAAGGUUAAGCAUAAUGAGAAAGGAAGGGAUCAUUAUGAGAAACAACACCAACGUAGGGGAGGAUAUAACCUUAUCCGAGCUAGCCAAAAAUUUCGACGCUGUUUUAUUAUCCACUGGGUAUAAAGUCCCAAGGAAGUUGGACAUUCCAGGAUCGAAUUUGAAUAAUAUUUAUUUUGCCAUGGAUUUUCUCACCACAUGUCAGAAGUCGCUCCUUAAAUCUGACCUAACGGAUGAAAACUACAUAGAUGUAUCAGAGCGGCACGUAAUUAUUCUAGGCGGAGGGAAGACAGCUGUGGAUUGCAUAAGUUUGGCCAUCCGAAUGGGAGCAGCUAGCGUUUUACAAUUCACCAGACAAGAUAUUCCACCCAUGACAAGCACAGAAUAUUCUUGGCCAGGGGUGAAAAAUGUAUUCAAGGUAGAUUACUCACAUGAUGAAGCGAUAAUAAUCCAAGGGAGGGAUCCACGGGAAUUCUGUGUUAGGAGUUUAGAAUUUAUUCCCUCUAGUAAGGACCCUAAGAGAGUGUCUGGCAUUAGGGCCAUUAAAGUCAAAUUGAAGAAAGUUCCCAAGGGGGAGGUGCAUAAGCAUGCCCUGGUGAGGACGCCCUCCAAGAAAUCCACAGAUGUCACCAUUACCACGUCGAACACCACCGCUAGUAUGCCCAGAAGCAAUGGGGUGAUAUCCAAUCUGGAGUCGAAAAAACAUCAAACAAAAUCUGGCAAAGCGAAGGGGAAGAAGGAUACGUCCAAGUGUGGAACUGGGAAGGCAUCCGGGACAGCGACCGCUAGUGCAUCCGCCACAGCUACAUCCAGUCGAACCUCCAGCGCAAGGACCAGCUCGCAUUCCUCAUCCCCCGGAACGACCAACGAUAUUAUUCAAAACUACCAAACGACGAAGAAGCAAAAGGAGUAUGUCGAUAUCCCUUUCACCGAAAGGAUUUACAAAGCAGACGUUGUUAUCAUGGCCUUGGGAUUUUCCAAGACGGAUGACUCCCUAUGGGAAAAUGACUCCAUUAAGAUCGAGCUGGACAAUUAUAACUGCAUUAAGACGAAAAUUAGAACUUACCAGACGAACUAUAAGAAGAUAUUUGCCUGUGGGGACUGUAGAGUCGGGCCUAGUACCGUCGUGCAGGCCAUAGCCGAUGGGAGAGACGUUGCCGCCAAGAUCGAUGAGUUUCUCAUGAAUGCAGAAUCGAUACUACCCUCCUGCAACACGUACUAUUACUACCCCCCCAACUAUAAGAGCGUCCCCUUUGGGUCUGCCCACUGGGGUUAA
Plasmodium coatneyi is the source of this 9045-nucleotide messenger RNA. RefSeq names its product NAD(P)H-dependent glutamate synthase. The transcript has a single exon. The coding region runs from base 1 to 9045 and encodes 3014 amino acids. Gene Ontology annotation, molecular function: glutamate synthase activity; oxidoreductase activity, acting on the CH-NH2 group of donors, NAD or NADP as acceptor; iron-sulfur cluster binding. NCBI's taxonomy places the organism in Eukaryota, Apicomplexa, Aconoidasida, Haemosporida, Plasmodiidae. The record is from RefSeq and is a predicted model, not a curated record.